AUGAAAGAAAGAGCUAUGCUGAAGAAGAAAGUAGGCAACGGUGAUUUACUGCAGAGCUCCGCGAAGUAUUUCGAUGAUUAUCAUUGCAAAACAACCGAAUGGAAUGUUAAACAAAUGAAGACAAAGACAAAUAUGGAAGAAGUGAAACAAGUUAUUACUGCUUUAAAGAACAAAUUGAUGGAAAGGCAUUUAAUGUCGAAGAAGAUUGCAGAAUUGGAAAAAAUUCUGCAAAAAAUCAAUAAUGCCACAAAUGAAGUUAUAAUUGAGAUGAAUAAUCGAGUGGAUGAUUUAAAUCGAGAUUGGCAAGAACGAUUACGAAAUGAAAAUGUAAAAUGGGAAAAUGAUAUUCAUACAUCAAGCAAAUAUUGCGAUAAUAGACCAAUAGAAACUCGAAAUUUACAAGAUAUUAACAAAGUGAUAUGGCGAACGGAACGACGUCUUAUUGAGUUAACCGAUCGUCUAGCACCAAUUCAAAAAAUGGAGCAAAAAUUGGAAAAAAUUAUUGAAGUAUUGAAAAAUGCUCCAUGUUAUCAUCAGUCAACGUCCAUUACUACGGAUAACUUGCAUAUCUCAGAGAGUGAAAGUGUUAAUACAGCAAGGACAGCACAAAAUAUGCAAGAGGAAAGUGUUACAAAAGCUCCCAACUUCUAUGGAGUUGUUGAAAUCGCUGCAAAUUAUUCUAUGUGUCUUCGAAAUCUGGAACGAGCCAUCAAAUCCUUGGAAUCAAUGAAGCAAAUGUCAGCAUUAUUUGGUGUUUCUGUUGAUGGAAUAUCAAGCGUUUCAGAUGUUAACCAUACUGCAAACGUACUUAAACAAUUUGUUAACAAAUUGAAAAUUUCGCUGCAGAAACGUAAUUUGCGAAGUGAUAAUGUUUUGUUUUGA
Messenger RNA from Brugia malayi, 882 nucleotides. RefSeq lists its product as uncharacterized. The transcript is spliced from 8 exons. The coding region runs from base 1 to 882 and encodes 293 amino acids. Lineage: Eukaryota; Metazoa; Nematoda; Chromadorea; Rhabditida; Onchocercidae. The record is from RefSeq and is a predicted model, not a curated record.